AUGGUCCGCAUCAUCCUCCCCUCGGCCCUCUUCAUGGCCAGCCUCGCAGCGGCCGCCAUGUCGAGCGACGGCAGCUGCGGCGGCACGCUGGGCAACACGUGCCAGGGCAGCACGUUUGGCAACUGCUGCUCGGCGUACGGCUGGUGCGGCAGCAGCGACGUGUUCUGCGGCGCCGGCUGCCAGGACGAGUUUGGCAGCUGCAACGCGCCGUCGGCCAGCACCAGCAACGUCUCGACCGACGGCAGCUGCGGCAACGCGGGCGGCAAGACGUGCCUGGGCAGCGCGUUUGGCGGCUGCUGCAGCGCGUACGGGUACUGCGGCACUGGGGAUGUGUACUGCGGCCAGGGAUGUGAUCCUGCCUUUGGUACUUGCACCGGUCCUGCGUCUGCUUCGACUGCUUUCUCGGAGCAGUCCUCGACCCAGUCGUCGACCCAGUCGUCGUCGGCCUCGGCUGAUGCCACCACGGCUGCGACCUCGGACUCGACGUCUGCUUCAGCCACCUCUGCCACCUCGGUGUCUUCCAGCUCCGAUGCCGCAGAUUCGUCGUCGUCGUCGUCUGUUUCCACCGUCGUGGCACAACAGACUACUUUGAGCACCAGCACCAUCACGCCUACCAGCAGCUCCAGCAGCAGCUCCAGCACUACCUCUUCGUCCAGUUCGAGCAGCAGCAGCACCACCACCUCAACCUCCAAGACCUCCACUUCGACCACUUCGACCACGUCUUCCUCCAAGACUUCCUCAAGCUCUACCAAGACCACCUCGACCACCUCCUCUGCAACCCCCUCGUCGACCGUCAAGGUCAGCACUGACGGAACCUGCGGCGGCACCAAAGGCCUCAAGUGCCCUGGAACCCAGUGCUGCUCCCAGAACGGCUUCUGCGGCACCACGGACGACUUUUGCAGCUUCGGAUGCCAGUCGUCGUUCGGCACCUGCAAGGCCUGCCCGGGCCCCAGCUGCAACGGCAAGGUGGCGGGCAAGGCGACGUGCAGCGCCGACGACGGCAAGUGCUACGUGCAGAACGGCAAGAACUUCUUCAUCGACUGCGGCGGCAAGACGGCGGCCGGCAACGUCAUCGCCUCGGACCCGGCCAAGACCCUCGACGCCUGCAUCGUCGCCUGCUCAAAGAACGCCCAGUGCGUCGCCGCCAGCCUGUACACGGGCAUGGGCACCACCACCUGCCAGCUGCUCGGCACCUACAACGGCAGGAGCACCAGCAGCGGCGCCACGGGGCAGCUGGCGUAUGUCAAGCCUGCCAGCUGCAGUUAG
Pyricularia oryzae 70-15 is the source of this 1266-nucleotide messenger RNA. RefSeq lists its product as uncharacterized. Lineage: Eukaryota; Fungi; Ascomycota; Sordariomycetes; Magnaporthales; Pyriculariaceae. The transcript has 2 exons. The record is from RefSeq and is a predicted model, not a curated record. Bases 1 to 1266 code for a protein of 421 amino acids. Gene Ontology annotation, molecular function: chitin binding.